This is a messenger RNA of Xenopus laevis (African clawed frog), 1413 nucleotides long. RefSeq names its product myelin-oligodendrocyte glycoprotein-like. The transcript has 9 exons. Lineage: Eukaryota; Metazoa; Chordata; Amphibia; Anura; Pipidae. Bases 99 to 992 code for a protein of 297 amino acids. The record is from RefSeq and is a predicted model, not a curated record.
GAGAAGUACAUUCUGGUGUCAGUUUCACAAGUGACUCGGCUGGGAAGAGACACUGCUGAUACAGGUAAGGGGGGUUGCUUGGAAUUUUUGCAUUCAUCAUGAGCAACAUUUUGAUCACCUUCCUCAUUCUCUGGUUACUGUAUAAAGAAAGUCUUUCAUUCAGGUUUAAAGUCUUCUCAACAGACUCCGUGUCUGUGACACUUGGUUCAGAUGUAAUGUUACCUUGUAUUCUGAGCCCUGAGAUGAGUGGAGAGAACAUGGAAAUUCGUUGGUUUAAAAUACAAUACCAGCCUUAUGUUCAUCUUUAUGAAAACAGAAAAGACGAUUACACAGCUCAGAAGCCGGAGUUUACUAACAGAACAGAACUGCUAAAAGAGAACAUCACUAGAGGAGUUUUCCCGUUGUUGAUCCGUAACGUCACAGCUCAGGAUUCUGGAGAAUAUCAUUGUUAUGUUGAGUCCAGUAACCAUCAUGGAAGAGCAAAAGUACAGCUAAAUGUUAAUGCUGUUGGAUCUCUGCCCGUCAUUUCCUUAAUUACUGAUCACACUAUGUCUUGCGAGUCCCAUGAUUGGCAUCCAAAACCUUAUCUGACAUGGACAGAUAACGAGAGAAACAAAAUAAUCCCGUCAAUGGUAAAAGUGUUCAAAGAUGAGAAUAGUUUCUAUCACAUCAUCAGUUUCAUCCAUCUAUCCAAUGCUUCAGAUAUCAUUUGCACCGUCUCAAUUGCUCUAAAUCACAGCAAAGAUUCCAGGCAGAUCAUAGAAAGAAGACUUCCAGUAACAGCCAGGAAUACUUACAGUCACUUUCUUGUCAUCUGUGCCAGCAUUAUAUUGAUUUUCUUUGUGUGUAUUUGCCUUCUAUUGAAGUGUCUUGGAGACCUUCAGAAUAAACAUGUUAAACUUCAGAGCAAAUAUGAAGAUGUUCUGGCGGCACAGGCCAAGCUAUCUAAUGGAAAACCCCACACUGAAGCGUCUUACAAUUCUCCAGUCUGACCUGCUAUUUGAUCUAGAGGAAGAUCAAACCAACCCCUCAUCUGAAGCCUCUUCUGUCCACUUUACCCCAGAAGGGAAAAAUUCCUUCCAAAAUUUCAAACAGGCCAGUCCCUCAAUCAACUUUGUACAAAAAGAGUUAAUUUCCAUUAUACUGUAUUCAGGGGCAGUUCUGCACUUCGGUGCCCCCGCUCCCUUACCAGUCUGCACUCCUACACAGGGCUGGAACUAGGGGUAACCAAAAGAGGCACCCCAACUUGGUCAGUUUUUAACCAUAACUGAGACUUUCCAUUCCCUUUACCAACUAGUUGCCAUACUUUCUGCUCUUACUACAAAGAAGUCACAGAUAGUUUGUCCAUGUAUUCAAAUAUGUAUGUAUAUAUAUAUAUAUAUAUAUAUAUAUAUAUGUGUGUGUAGGGGCCCC